AUGAAAAAAUAUCAAGACCCAAGAGUUAAAAAAGAAUUUUAUAAAAUUUGGGAAACAGCAAAUAAAAUAUUUUGCAAUGGAAAAAUAUUUACUGGUUCCGAGAAUCAUAAAUUAUUAGCUAGUGUUAGUUUUAUUACGAUUCCAUCAAUUCUAUUUUAUGUAUUUAUGUCACCUGAAUUUGCUAAGAAUGGAUAAAAUGGGUAUACUGUAGUGUUCGUAUUGAUUUAACUUACCAUUUACCUCCUAUUAUCAAUAACAGUUUGUAUGGAUCCAGGCAUAAUUCCGAAAAUUAGGCCAGAAUAUGAAAUGGAGGAAGAACUACUUAAAGUGCCCUAAAAAUAUUCAAAAUCAGAUUACAGGUUUAUUGUAGAUUCUAAGAUGUUUACAAUAAAGGCUCAUCAAUUUAAAUUAAAAUAUUGUUCAACUUGUGCAAUUUACAGACCAGCAAGAGCAUCUCAUUGUCCUUCGUGUGAUAACUGCGUAGUAAGGUUUGAUCAUCAUUGUCCUUGGAUUGGAUAAUGUAUAGGUCGUAGGAAUUAUGUUUAUUUUUACUUCUUUAUCAUGUCAGUAUCUUUUAUGCUGAUUUUUGUAUUUGGAACUUGCAUUUCCUAUAUAGUGGAUGAAUCAAAGAAAAGAGCUGAAUUUAUGGAUACAUCUGAUGCAGUAUCUGAGACAAUUGCCCACAAUCCAGUUAGUAUAAUAUUGGUAAUAUAUUCCUUCGGAUUCUCUUGCUUCGUUGUCGGCUUGUGGCUCUUCCAUUCUUAUCUGGUCUUAACCAAUAUGACUACCAAUGAAUAUCUCAAGAAACAUUGGGUAGUCGAGAGUAAAAACCCAUUUAGAAGAUAAAAUAUUUUAAAAAAUAUCGUUCAAGUACUCACUUGCAUUUCCUAACUUAAGUUUUUAAAAUUGAGGUAAUCAGUUUAUGAACCCAAAGAUUAUAUGCAAAGUCCAAUACACACUUAGAAUCACGUUAAUGAAGCUAAUGACUCAUUCAAAAAUAAGGAUGAAGAGCAAGUAUAAACAGAUAAUAGAAAUAAGAAUAAUUAUAUUUCAAACAACAUUCAAAUGAUCACAGAAAUAAAAUCCUGA
Molecule: messenger RNA, 1089 nt
Organism: Paramecium tetraurelia
Lineage: Eukaryota; Ciliophora; Oligohymenophorea; Peniculida; Parameciidae
Exons: 8
Biological process (GO): protein targeting to membrane; peptidyl-L-cysteine S-palmitoylation
Cellular component (GO): Golgi apparatus; endoplasmic reticulum
Molecular function (GO): protein-cysteine S-palmitoyltransferase activity
Source: RefSeq, a predicted model, not a curated record